Haliotis rubra (blacklip abalone) is the source of this 4625-nucleotide messenger RNA. RefSeq lists its product as uncharacterized. The record is from RefSeq and is a predicted model, not a curated record. Gene Ontology annotation, molecular function: protein binding. Lineage: Eukaryota; Metazoa; Mollusca; Gastropoda; Lepetellida; Haliotidae. Gene Ontology annotation, biological process: signal transduction. The coding region runs from base 38 to 3703 and encodes 1221 amino acids. The transcript has 20 exons.
AAUAAACUUAGUAAAGCAGAUCAGACAGGAGUUGUACAUGGAAGCACAGGAGGACUUCCUGGAGUUGUACAUGUUCCACGAGACUUCUUUCCUGUCACGUCGCGAUGACGUCAUCGAUACGCAAAGGUUCGUCUCAGAGAUGAUAUGCAGUCUUUAUGACAACGGCAUCUUCCAUGGAAUCCGAAAUGUUGACAUCUUCCGACGUCAUCUGAGUCGACUUCAACAAGUAAUCGGUCAAGCAGACUUCCCGCAGAGCAACAAGACACUGAAGAUUGUCAUUGACGUUCUCCACGACUUGCUCACAGCCGUCAGGGGAGGUAACCUGUUUGUCCAACUGUCAAGUGACAUACUGUCAUUUCUUGUCAACAUGUGCAAGGAUAAGCAUGGUUGCAAAAUUCACCAUCUGGUCAAGGAGGUGGGGGUGUUGUACAACGGCGUCACCGACACUGUCCUGAAGGGUAAUUCAAGCCUCUUUGAGACAAUGACUCCAGCGUUCGGACAGUUCCUUGACCAGCUGACUGACCACAGCUUCCUCGACGCUCUGCUGGUCAAACCUGCCGUCUGCAACGUCAUCUGUGGCAGCAUGAACAACUCCAAAGAACAUAUCAGUCUGCUGAUUGGGCUCCUGAAGUCCCUGGUAAAGAUACCAAAACGCCACUGUGCGGACACAGCUCAUACAAUCCUGACUGUCAAGGACAAGUUCCUGAAAUGGAAGCCUCAUGUGGCCGAUGCACAGGAUGUCCUUGACCUUAUAACUGACGUCGAGAUAUCUGGGGACCCGGAUGACAACAAAGAGACACUGACCACCCUCUACGUCAGCGUUUUAUCAGCGUUCUUGGAACAGAUUAAACGUGACCGGGUCAUCAAAGAGUUGAAUGAACGUAUGGUUUACUACUGCUUGAAGUGCCUUGCAUCAAGGUCAAAGUUCAUGCUCAGGUUGGGGUCAGAGGUCGUAACAAGGGUGGAGUUCAAUAUCAAGAAAGAAAAGACGUUGAUGUUCCACUCCAUGAAGACUCUCCAGCCACUCCUAGAAGAUGCUGACUUCCGUUGGGACCUGUCAUCAUCGCGUAACAUUGCGCAGACCCUGGCUGCGAAGGCAAUGGACGCGAUUACAGACGCAAAGAUCCUGUCUGAUGAGGAAGUUGGUAUUCUGAUGUCUCUGACGAUGUCCGCGACACAAAGAGACUUCAUCAAUCCCGACAGCAACACUCCCGACACCGCCUUUUACGACCUAUACUCCACUGUUGGUACAAGGUUGUGUAAGAUGAUAGACAACCCGGAGACAGCAGCGAAAGCCUCCGAGUUGAUCUGCAGAAUAGUGUCCUUCAUGGGCAACGAGUUUGAGCAGAUCCAGAGCCUUGCUAUCAGCCAUGUAGCCUCCAUAGCUUCUAAGGAGGCUAAAGCCCUGGCCCCGCACUUUGAGGCCAUGGUCAAGCUGUUCGUUGAGGAGGAGAACACAGACAUACUGUUCCCCAUAACCAAAGUGUACCCGUCCAACCCAGAGCCCCUUGUGCCGCACUUUUCGACCUUCUUUGACCUCAUGGACAGUCGGGAUGAUGACGUGAGGGAGCUUGUCCUCUCACUGAUGGAAGACGUAGCCACACGUCAACCACAGCUGUUCGAUGAUGACCACGUCGCAACUAUUAUCAAGGAGAUGAAGUCAGCUGACGAACCGGAACAAGCCAGCUAUCUGACAAUUCUCCUACACUUGUCCCAACAACGCCCAGACUUGAUCGUAGCGCACACUGCGACGUUGAUGCAGGCUGACGUUCAUAAACAACAUGGCCGACGACUAUUGGUGAACGUCCUCAAGAACGUUGCCGUUCGAACGUCAAUGGACAAAGCAGAACCAGUAAUGGAGUUCUACACAAAGUUAUUGUCUCGACCGGAAGACGGGGAGUUAUCUCCCCUAGUUUUGAACGCGAUGCGUGCAGUGGGAGCAAUUCAUCGGCCCCUUCUGGACAGCCGGAAGUCCUUCAUAGCUGACCUCCGCGACACUACCAAAGUUCAGUCGGUCAAGGACACUUGUAUCUUCAUUCUGGAUAUACUGGAAGGAAGGAGCCUGGAGGCGUUGUCAGCCGAUAUGAAGGGCGUAAAGCAGGAAGUGGGGCAACUCGAAGAGGAAGUGACGUCAACAGGUGCCAAGGUAGACAAUGUCCAGAAUGACGUCACAGUUCAGAAGGAGCGGGUGGAUCGUGCGGAGGUCCGCUUGGACUAUCAAAGGACAGAACUCCGUGAAUUGGGGGAAACCGUUGAAGACACUGUGUCAAAAGUCGAAGAAAUCGACAAAAAGACAUUAAGCCACGCGCCAUUUUGGGCACGUGAUGUUUCUAAACUUUUGAAUCCUGAGAGCAAACACGAUUGGCGGUUGCUGAGUAGUCGCCUUGGUUACAGCAACGACGACAUCCGGGGAUGGGCACAGACGGCUGACCCGUGCCAGUCAAUGUUGAAUGAAUGGUACAGCACCCACAAGACCAGAGAUGCCACGUUCGGUGUUCUACAGACACUGCAAGAGAUGAACAGGACCGAUGCGGCGGUCAUUGUGGAGAAUGCUAUGAAAAUGGCAGAAACAGUAGUAGAGGACGAACCACAGGACUACAAAAGUCCCCCGGAUAUUUUCAUCAGCUACCAAUGGGGCAAGCAACCGGAAGUACAGCUGUUACAGCGCCACCUCGUGUCAGCUGGAUACAGCUGUUGGCUGGACAUUGGCCAGAUGGGAGGGGGAGACAAGCUGUUUGAGAAGAUUGACCGAGGUAUACGAGCAGCUACUGUUGUCCUCUGCUGUGUGACGGACAAGUAUGCCGGCAGCCCGAACUGCAACCGCGAGGUGAACCUUGCGGUCACACUGGGCAAGCCGAUAAUUCCUCUACUCCUAGAGAAGUGCACAUGGCCACCGGCCGGGUCCAUGGGGCCGAUCUUCAGCGAGUACCUCUUCAUCAGGUUCUUCUCCCGGCCGGGAGAGGAAGUAGAGACUGAUGCAUUCUGGUCCAAGGCCAAGUUCCGGGAGCUUCUCCUCCAGCUUAGUUACAACAAGGUGGAAGUCAGUCUACAGGUUGAACCAGAAUAUAAAGACUGGUGGGGCCAAGUUCCUGCGAUUGCCCAUAUACCUCAGAACAAACAUAGCAAAGACGGAGACCAGUCGAAGACGACUUCCACGAUGAAGGCACAGAGCAUGGACGUGUUUUUGUCAUACCAAUGGGGCAAACAACCACAGGUACAAAAACUGUUUGCACGACUUACCUCCCUUGGCUACACGUGUUGGAUGGACGUGCACCAGAUGGGCGGAGGGGACUCCCUGUUCGACAAGAUUGACAAAGGCGUGAGGGGCUCAAAGGUUGUCAUCAGCUGUGUGACAACAAAAUACUGCUUAUCGGCCAACUGCCGUCGGGAAGUCAGCUUGGCAGAUGCUUUAAAGAAACCUAUCGUACCAUUGUUACUGGAACCAACAGCCUGGCCUCCCUCGGGACCAAUGAGCAUGGUCCUUACUCCGCUGGUAUACAUUGAUUUAUCACAGGAUGAGCGGGUCCAAGAGAGUUGGAAGGGGGGUAAGGCCGAUGAACUUGUUCAAAGGAUUCAGAAGGUUGUUAAUCCUCAAGAGGAUGUUGGAAACAAUGACGCGCAAGAUGUAAGUCAAGGUCAAACGACUUCAAGGUCAAGCAGACCAAACGCGGACGCCAAAUCCAAAUCGUGCGUGUUGUUGUAGGUUAUAUUCCAAGGGUAGUCUGGGUUCGAUUCCCAACACGGGUGAUGGCGAAACCUGGUGUUCCUGCUACCGCUAACAACAUAAUAAACAUAAGCCCCUUUCAGGAAUAUUCCAAUGUGGGCUGUCAUUAGUCUGGUUUACCCAACAAGUGGGUUAUAUUAUGAUCACCAUCCAACUCUGAUCACUAAUUGCAUGUGGUCAGCAAACUGACCGAGACAAACCAUCUGGUAUGUGGACGAUUGAGUGGAUGACCUAGGAAAUUGAGUAAGUGAGUUUAGCCUUAGACCACCUUUGGCAGUAUUCCAGCAAUAUCACGGCAGGGGACACCAGAAAUCGGUUUCAGACAUUGCAACUAUGUUGGAAUAGAACCUGAGCUAUUCGGCGUGGCGAGCGAAAGGUUCACCAUUAGGCUACCCUACCGCCCCUUAGAAAACUGAAAGGUUUGGGAGAAAUAUUAGUGAGUAAAUGAGUGAGUAAGAUUGUACGCCCCUUUUAGCAGCAUCCCAUCAAUAUCACGGCGGGGGACGCCAGAAAUGUACAUCAUGGGGAAUCAUAAUCAAAUCACUAUAUCUGUCUGUACAGGUCUUCACACAAAAUCUAAAACUACAACAUGAUCCUUCUGAACGUAAAACAUAUAAUUCUGUUCAAGCAAUGAAUGAUAUGUGUCUGUCUGCAUGCUUCUGUACUUGUGCUAUGUGUUGCCAAAUGAACUGUAUUGCAAUUUGUUGCGAUUCUGGUAGCCGUAUUCCGAUACUUAUUGUGAUAUUUUGGGAGUGUUUGACAGUGAGUGACAUUGAUUGUAUACGCAGAGUCUAUUUUCUACAUUCAAAAGCCCUAAAAAUGGCUGUGAUAACAAACCUCGAAAUUAGAUUUGAUUUCGAGGGACUGUAAUUUCCUUUGUAUAAAAUUGAUAGUAUGUAAA